AUGUCUUCGUCGGUGCAACAAGUUGUCAAGCGUGCCAAAUAUAAAUCCACCGUGAAAGAUCCUGGUACUCCUGGUGUUAUCAAAUUGACUCGACCGAAACUUGUUUUCAAGCCUAAUGAUCCAACAUCAAACAACAAGCUUGACGUUGAUUUCAGAUUAAUCAAAAGUCAAAAAAACACCAAAGAGGGGUCAAACAAACAAACGUGGCUUAAGCUUUUACAUUCUCAAGGCAGUUACAUCUUUGAGUUUGAAAGCUUUUCGGAUCUUCAUGUUUGCCGGGAAUUCGCUGCUGGUAUUAUUAGCAAGCCUGUAGAAGCUCCAAAAGUUGUUUCAGAUGAACAACUUAGCACUGCUGAAAUGACACUGAGGAUAAAGCUAUUGGGAGAAGAUAGUAAAUUGAAGAAGAUUCAUAAGGAACUUGUGAUGAGUGAUAAGCUUACAGAAUCAGAAUUUUGGGCUACAAAGAAGAAAUUGCUCGACCAAGAUGAAAGCCGAAAGUUAACACAAAGGAUUGGAUUUAAAAAUUGUUUGAUCUUCGACACAAAGCCUACUACUAGUGACGGUCGGAUAAAUAUAGUUAAAUUUCAAUUGACUCGAGAAAUAAAAUAUCAGAUUUUUGCUCUCAAACCAGCAAUUCACCAGGCAUUCCUCAAUUUUGUACCGAGUAACAUGAGCGAGGUAGAUUUCUGGAACAAAUACUUCAAAGCUGAAUAUCUCCAUAGUACCAAAAAUGCUAUUGCAGCAGCUGCUGAGGCUGCUGAAGAUGAGGAUCUUGCUGUUUUUUUGAAAGAUGACGAGAUAUUAAAAAAUGAAGCUCGAAAGAAGGUUCGACGGAUUGAUCCAACUUUAGACAUGGAAGCAGACCAAGGAGAUGAUUACACUCAUCUUCCUGACCACGGGAUCUUCCGUGAUGGUUGCAAGGAAACAUCUGAAGCUCAAAAUACUCUUUAUCGAAGAACGUUGUUGCAAGAUCUCAACAGACAAAGUGAGGUGGUUCUUGAAGGAAAAACUUUAGAUAUAGAUAUGGAACAUCCAAGAACAGAAGUAGAAGUGCUUGCUCGGAGAAAACAUGAAUCUGAUGGGGUUGUGGAGGAGAGGCGAAACAGAAUUUCUAAGACAGCCCAGAUUGAAGAUCUUCAGGCACAAGAUAAUCAUCCAUUUGUACCACUUUGUAUCAAGGAUCCUCGUGACUAUUUUGAUUCUCAACAAGCUAACGUAGUAAAAACCUUUGAUGAGUCCCUAGCCGAUAAGGAGAAAAUAAGACGCAAUUUGGGUUCUGAGGAAGCCUAUGACUCUUUGAGGGAGUCCAUAUCUAACAUCAAAACUAUGGGAUUAAGGGAUCCUCUAUUGAGUCAUAAGGUUGCUUUUAAGGUCCUUACUGUAUUGAAUAAAAGCAUCUCAAGCACAACUAAGGAGUGUGUCCUUGAUAUUUUACCCAACUCAACUAAGGAGAAACUACUAGAUCAUUGGGUUUGUAGUCAGGAAUUACUGAGGCACUUUUGGUCUUCUUAUCCAGUAUCAACACAAAGUCUUGUUAGUAAGGCUACAAGACUGAAAGACGCCAUAUCACAAAUAUAUUCUAAACUUGAGGAAAUAAAGGUAUCUGCACAGUCGAACCUACGGGACCAGGUUUCCCUUGUUGUCGAUCCAAUGCAGCAGGCUCUGGAUGCUGCUUUGUUACAUUACGAUGCUGACAUUCGGAGAAGAAAUGAUAAAGGGUCGAAGCCUAAUGGUUAUGUUUAG
Molecule: messenger RNA, 1743 nt
Organism: Medicago truncatula (barrel medic)
Lineage: Eukaryota; Viridiplantae; Streptophyta; Magnoliopsida; Fabales; Fabaceae
Product: general transcription and DNA repair factor IIH subunit TFB1-1
Exons: 1
Coding region: 1-1743 (580 amino acids)
Biological process (GO): nucleotide-excision repair; DNA-templated transcription
Cellular component (GO): transcription factor TFIIH core complex
Source: RefSeq, a predicted model, not a curated record